Molecule: messenger RNA, 1092 nt
Organism: Mya arenaria
Lineage: Eukaryota; Metazoa; Mollusca; Bivalvia; Myida; Myidae
Product: zinc finger MYM-type protein 1-like
Exons: 1
Coding region: 1-1092 (363 amino acids)
Source: RefSeq, a predicted model, not a curated record
AUGGCUGAAAAUUUCGUUGAUGUCAUGAAAGGGAAGAAGGAGUCUAUUGUCUGUAAGCUAUCUUCGUUUACCAAGGACUUGGUAAAAAGAAAUAGACAUAUUCUUGGACAGAUAAUAAGAGUUAUUUUGUUGCUUACCAAACAAAACAUACCCGUUAGAGGCCACACGGAAGAAAGGAGUAAUUUUAUGGCGGUUCUCCAAUCCCACGCGUUAAACGAUCCCAUACUCGCAGAUCACCUCCGAAACGGAAAAGAAAAUGCCAAAUACACAUCGCCUGAUAUACAGAAUGAGAUUAUUACGUUAUGUGCCGAUCACGUUCUUCAGUGUAUCAUCACACAGUGUAAAGAAGCCGGAUAUUUCGCCAUCAUGGCCGACGAAGCUACCGACUGCUCCACAAAAGAACAGUUAUCUAUAUGCAUUCGCUUUCUUACAGUCAACGAAGGACGUUAUGAGCUUAAUGAAAAAUUCAUUGGCUUUGUUACUUGUAGAUCAAUUAAGGGCGUUAAUCUUGCUGAGGCCAUUGUAGAGUAUCUCCAAGACUGUGGAUUGGAUAUCUUGAAACUGCGUGCCCAGUGCUAUGACGGAGCGGGGAACAUGGCAGGAAAAUACAAUGGAGUUCAAGCACUGAUACGGGAACGUGUACCACUUGCGAGCUACGUACAUUGUAAGUCUCACUGUUUGAACUUGGCUUUGGUACAUACAUGUAAACUACAAUGUGUUAGAACAAUGAUGAAAACAGUUCAGGAUAUUGGAUUUGCAUUUUCCUACUCUGCGAAACGUUUAGAUGCAUUCGCUACUGAGCUGUCUCAGGAUCCUGUAUCACGUGCCCAGAUGGAUGGUCGCCAGAAGUUGAAGACUCUCUGCGAAACGCGAUGGAUGAGUCGCACGGACGCUCUCACAACGUUCACACAGGCAUUUGCAGUUGUCGUCCAUGCCUUGGAAACAUUGGAAGCAGAUGGUGACGAUAAAGCAGGAGAACACGUGCGUGCAAUCCUGAGAUUCGAGUUUAUCCUUACACUCGUGGCAUGUGAACAGGUACUCAGCUCCCUCGUUGGAUUGACUGCAAUCUUACAGGAGGUAAACUUCAUCUAA